This is a messenger RNA of Dictyostelium purpureum, 1671 nucleotides long. RefSeq lists its product as uncharacterized. The coding region runs from base 1 to 1671 and encodes 556 amino acids. Lineage: Eukaryota; Evosea; Eumycetozoa; Dictyosteliales; Dictyosteliaceae. The record is from RefSeq and is a predicted model, not a curated record. The transcript has 4 exons.
AUGAAUAACAAAUUAAAAUUUAAAAAUAUUUAUCAUGAUGAAAUAGAAAUAGCAAAUAAUUAUCAUUUUCAUGAAUGUUUAAUAUCCACAUCCAUACCACCAAAUAAUGGAGACAAUUUACAAAACUAUAUCAAUAAUUUGAACAUUUACGAUAACAAAAGCUUCCCAAGAUCACUAUUUUCAGAAAUGAUAGUUCAAAUUAAAGGUUGUAUAGGUUCUUUCUCAAAAAAUAUAUCUCAUAAUAAUAUAACUCCCUCAAAUAUUUUUUAUGAAAAAAUUCAAGAUAAAUAUAUAUUUAAAUUAACUGGAUUUGAAUAUGCAACUAAAAAUAAUAAUAUACAGGAUAGCUAUAAUGACUAUAAUGCAUUGGGUCAUUUAAUUGUUUUUUUAAAUAAAAAUUAUGAUUUAUCUUUGGAAUUUCCGACUGAAAAAGAUCCUUCAAAAAAAAACCCAUCGAAAACAUUGUAUCAUUAUAAAAAAGAUGCAACACCUAAACCAUAUUUUUUAAGUGAAUUAAAUAUUAAAGAAAUCGAAAAAACUUUAGGAGUCUCAAACAUAUUAGAAACCCACAUUAUUUUAUGCAAAUAUGAAAAAAAAAAAAAAGAAGUUUGUGUUCCAUUUAAUUCAGAUCUAAAAGAUGAAAUAUCUGAACUAUAUGCAAUUUCUUUUGAUUACGAUGAAAAACAAAUAGGCGCAUUCGAAAGUGAUCUCCUCUCACUUUUAAAAGAAAUAGGUUAUGAACCAAAUACAAAUAAUUGUAAUUAUAAAGAAUCAAUUCCAACAUCUGUAAUCAAGCUUAUAGAAUUUUCAAAUUCAAGAAUAGAAUUUAAUCAAAUUAAAGAUUACUAUACUAAAGUCUUACAAGAAGAUUUGGUCCCAAUUUUAAGAAGCUCAAUAUACUUCAAUUGGGACUUAAAAACAAUUUCUAAUAACAAUUUAUUAAAUAUCUUUAAAGAAAACAAUUUAUCAUUAUUUUUUAGUGGCCCAUAUACAGACUUUUUAUAUUUUUUAUAUUAUAACUAUAUUGUUUUAUUUUAUAAAAAUGAACAAGAUAGGAGAAAACUAUUAAAUAAAAAUUCAACAUUAGAAAAUAGUUUUAAAAUGGAUCCCAAUAUACCAAAUCAUAGCUCUCAAGUAAAAAUAGAAAAUAUAGCCCCCCAUACAAAGCAAAAAAUAGAAUUUCUUAAUAUUAAUAAUAAUAAUAAUAAUAAUAAUAAUAAUAAUAAUAAUAAUAAUGAUAAAGUACAAAAUAUAAAUUAUAAAAGCUCAUUAUUCCAAGAAUAUAGUUUUAUAGGUCAAAAUUUAAUAAUUGAUAAGGAAAUGAAAAAAGCCCAAGAUAAAGAAUUAGGAGAUCUUGAAAAAAAAAAAACUCAAGUAAGUAAUAAGGAAAUGAAAAAAGCCCAAGAUAAAGAAUUAGGAGAUCUUGAAGAAAAAAAAAAAACUCAAGUAAGUAAUAAGGAAAUGAAAAAAGCCCUAGAUAAAGAAUUAGGAGAUCUUGAAAAAAAAAAAAAAAAAAUUCAAUCUAUUUUAGAAGAUAGAAAAAAAAUUUUAGAAGAAAGUAAAAAAAAAUUAGAAAGAGAAAAAAAGAAAAAUACAGAAAGGAAAACUAAAAUAAAAGAUUAUGAUGGAAUUAAAGAGAGGUAUGAAGAGCAUACUUUAAAUAAAGAAUAA